CCACUCACGCAGACCGGUCUCAACAAAAAGUUGACUUGACUCGGCGACUCGGUUGACUUUUAGUUUCGUUUUGAGUCUCGACGCUGGCGGUUGUGUGGCUGCUGUUUUCGUGAUCUUUAAAAGUGAAUUUAUUAGAGCCAUGCUGCGAGUCAGUUUGGGAUUGCUCCUCCUGUGGGCAGUGGCUACUUUGGGAAACGACAAUCUUCGCGUGGCGUACGAAUGGCGGGAAAUGGACUUCAAGUACGCCGAUCCCGACCAGAGAUGGACGGCCAUCGAGCGGGGUGAUUUUAAGCCGGCCAAUGUGAUUCCCUUUGGCCUGGAGGUCGCCGGCCAUCGGCUCUUUGUCACUUUGCCCAGAUGGAGGGCCGGAGUGCCGGCCUCGUUGGCCUACCUUGAUCUUAAUGAUACUUCAAGCAAGAGUCCUGCAUUGAAGCCAUACCCCAGCUGGCAGGCUCACAAUCUCAACGAUGCCGAACCGGAGUUGGUUUCUGCUUUCCGAGUGCGAGCUGAUCGCUGCGGACGCCUCUGGGUUCUGGACUCUCGGAUCUCUGGAGUUCUGGAGCAGACCAAGAUUUACGGAGCACCCCAGUUGUCGGUCUACGAUCUGCACAAUGAUGAUCUGCUGAGGCGCCAUGUUCUUCCCGCCGAUCAGUUGAAGCAGGGAUCCCUGUUUUCCAAUCUGGCGGUGGAGGACUCCGAUUGCGAGAACACCUAUGCCUAUGCAGCGGAUCUGGGCAGUCCUGGCUUGGUGGUCUACUCGUGGAAGGACCAGGAAUCUUGGCGUGUGCACCACCACUUCUUCCACCCCGAUCCAAUGGCUGGUAACUUCAGCAUCAAUGGCAUUGAGUUCCAAUGGGAUGAUGGUCUCUACGGUCUGGCUUUGUCGAAACCUCUGGAAACGGGCUACUCCACAUUGUACUUCCAUCCACUGUGCUCCACCAUGGAAUUCUCGGUGGAUACAGGAAUAUUGCGUAACAAAACCCUGGCCACUUCACCGAUGAUUUAUCGGGAGUUCAAUGUGUUGGGCUCCAGAGGUCCAAACACCCAGGCAGGAGCAGAAUUUUUGGAUCCGGAAACCGGUGUCCUUUUCUACGCCCUCCCCAAUCAGAAUGAAGUUGCCUGCUGGCGCACUGCCACCGAAUUUAAACACAGCACUCAGAGUCGCAUCUACAGGAGCAAUGAUACGCUGAUUUUCCCCAGUGACAUCAAAGUCGACGAUCAGAAACGUCUGUGGGUCCUUUCAAAUCAGUUACCCGUCUUUAUCUACGAUGAAUUGUAUCCCGGUUCCAUUAACUUCCGCAUUUUCACUGCCAGUGUAAAGGAGGCCAUCGAGAACACGGCUUGUGAAAUCAGAACCUCCCCUUUGCCAGAUGUUAUCAACAAGAUCGGGGAUAUACUCAACACGAAUAUCAAAUUGAAGUCCAGUUCGGCGGCUUCCCUGAGUAAUUUAGGAGCACUGAUGAUUUCUGGCUUCUGUUUGCUUUUGAGCUUUAGGAUGUAAAACCCAACGUACAAAAAUAUCUGGCGCACUCAAAGAAAUAAUUUUAAAAUUAUUUUUAAAACGUCUUAGAAACACAAAAGGUUCAGAAAUUCAAAAACAAAUCUUCGGUGGUUUUAACAACAUUUUUUAAUUCUACAAUGUAAGAAAUAUAUAUUUAUUUGAGUGCAUCUGUAUUAUGUUAAGUUUUAGGCUAAGAAAACUGUAACUUUGUUCGUGAUGUUGAUUAAAUGUGAGAAGUAUA
This is a messenger RNA of Drosophila ficusphila, 1742 nucleotides long. Its product is annotated as protein yellow. Bases 140 to 1501 code for a protein of 453 amino acids. Gene Ontology annotation, cellular component: extracellular region. NCBI's taxonomy places the organism in Eukaryota, Metazoa, Arthropoda, Insecta, Diptera, Drosophilidae. The transcript is spliced from 3 exons. The record is from RefSeq and is a predicted model, not a curated record.